Molecule: messenger RNA, 1617 nt
Organism: Sitophilus oryzae (rice weevil)
Lineage: Eukaryota; Metazoa; Arthropoda; Insecta; Coleoptera; Curculionidae
Exons: 3
Coding region: 676-1371 (231 amino acids)
Source: RefSeq, a predicted model, not a curated record
UCAAAAAAGCCUAAUACAAUUUUUGUAUAAAAAUCAUCUGGGGAAUAAUAUUUGACAUUUUUUAAAUCUACAUGAGAUUUCCCAUGUCCCGCGUUCCGAUGCACCACACGGUAUAUUAGCGCAUAAUAAUGCCUAAGUACAUCUAGCUUUUCGGGUUACAUUAAAAUGUAAGCUAAUUAAUUAACAUUCUUGAUUUUAUUGAUUCGUUAUUUUUAAUUUGUAUCUGUCCUAUAAUCCAGCUAUCCUACAGCUGGUGAAAUAUGGGAUAUUUGGCGAUUUGACCGUCUGCAUAAACGAUAGAGAAUGAAUACAGCGGAAUUCGCCGCUUUCCUAUAUAAGCUGAUGGGAUUUAUGCUCCGAAAUUAUAGGACACAACAUCCAGGUUACAUAGAUCGGGCUCAUGGUUUCGGCCUUGUGUAGCAAGUGGACGUAAUACGCAAGGGCACCGGAAUACUGGUUUCCUAUUGGUCGAAUGGCUUCGCUUAUUUAUUGAUUUUGAUCAAGAAACACACAACUCUUUUGCAAGUUGGCGCAUUUACUGGUAUUAUUUUUGGCUCCUGUACUGUGUUUGUACGUUGAUGCUUUGUGGAUAUUUGUUAUUUUUAGUUGAUUAACAAUUUUGUAUUUUAAUUUAAGCAUUUUUGGUAUAAAUCUAUAGCUUUAACGAAAAGAAAAAUGGGUUAUUGUUUUCUGUGCGAUAGAACAAUGAAUUAUUCUAAAGAAACUCCUAUGUACAAGUUUCCAAAAAAUCCCAGUUUAAAGGCUGCUUGGUUAAAAUUCUGCAAUUUAAACGAAACUGAUGAUGUAUCUACAGUAAAAUUAUGUUCUGCACAUUUUACUGCCGCUGAUUCCAUUGAACCUAGGACAAGGGAGCUUGGUAGCACUGCGUUUUUAAAGCCUGGUACUGUGCCAUCAAUUUUAAAACCACCUUUAGGCUCCUCUGGUACUAUUCAUACUGAUAAUUUGAGUAAUAGGAAACCAGCUACAGUCCAAUACAGAUAUGCUGAGCCUACUUGUAGUACAUCAAUUUUUUUACCCAGUCAUUCUACAAAAUCCCAAAUACAGAAGCGUUCAAGAGUUGAACCAGAGAUUGCACACACUUCCUUAGGCCAAUCAAUACCAAAAAACCAACUUGCGAAAAAAGAGGAACUUGAUGAAAGGAAAUUUGAUAUGAUCAGAAGAAAAAUGUUGGAACAAGCAAAGAAAAUAAAACAUUUUCAGCGGCAAGAUAGAUUAUUAACAGAAAAUAUUGAUAUUUUGCAACGCCUUCGAGAAAUUCUAGAAAAACAGAAAAAAUUACUUCGUCCUGGGCAUUCAUUUCUGUCUUCGGCGUAUGACCUCGAUUCGAACGUUUCGAACCGAUGCCUCUAAAUAGAUGAAAUUAUGAGGAUUUUUCUUAAUUAUGGGUCGAUUGGAACCAAACUCGGCACGUGGUUAGAGGUUGCCGUCCUCAAACAGACAAUUUUGUGAAAGUGAAUUAAAUUAUUUAUUAAUUAGAUAUUAUAGACUAUACCUAAUUACUAUACAAUACAGACGGGCAGACGGUCGUUUUAAUUAGCGAUGGGAUAACUCGAGCGAAAAUUCGCUGGUGUACUCGAUUAUUGACAUAACCGACAU